Rhinocladiella mackenziei CBS 650.93 is the source of this 1263-nucleotide messenger RNA. RefSeq lists its product as uncharacterized. Gene Ontology annotation, biological process: intracellular iron ion homeostasis. Lineage: Eukaryota; Fungi; Ascomycota; Eurotiomycetes; Chaetothyriales; Herpotrichiellaceae. The transcript is spliced from 2 exons. The coding region runs from base 1 to 1263 and encodes 420 amino acids. The record is from RefSeq and is a predicted model, not a curated record.
AUGGACAACAACACGGAAUUUGAUACCACAGCUUUGGAAUUGGUGUGUAUUGGCUUUGGGACUACAGCUCUUUCGGUCGCUAUUGCACUUCAUGAAAGAAAGUCUAUCGACAAAACGUGGUUUCUGGAAUCCCAACCACAAGCAAGAUGGAAGCCGAAUGCCAGAAUCCCAUCCGAACGUCUGAGAACGUCUUUUCUCAACGAUCUAGUCACAUCAGAAAAUCCACGGUCCAAAUUUACGUUCUUGAACUACCUUCACUCAACAAACCAACUUAUUGCCUAUGCCAACAGCUCCCAGCUCUGUCCGUCAAGAGAAAUGUUUACUGAUUAUCUGCGAUGGUGCGCAGCCUGUUUCCAAGACCAAGUCAAAUUCAACAAGUGUGCGACGGCAGUAUUACCUCUGAGACGCAAAGAUGGCCCUGUGGAGCUCUGGAAAGUGGUGUAUUCCGACUCAGAAACUCGACAGCAAAGCUCUGUGGCAGCAAAACAAGUCGUUAUUGCGGUGGGAAAUCAACCAAGAAUUCCUCAUCUACUAUCGACCUUUAAUAUUCGCCCGCGCGUCGUUCAUUCGUCAGAGUGUUUGGAUGUCAUUCCUUCGGUAUUAUCAGCAACUGGCGGGAAAUCUCGGCUUGCUGUCGUUGGAGAUGGUCAAAAUGCAGCCGACGUGUUUCAUUAUCUUCAAGGCAUAAGAGAGGACCACCAGGUGACUUGGUUUACUCGAGAUCCGGUUCUCCAAGGGAUGGACGAGACACCGUUUGUUGUCGACAGUACCAAGCGACCAAUAUCAAAGAUGGGACAAGUUUUACCCAUUGAGCUGAGAAGAAGGACGGACGAAAGUUUUGUUCACGAAACUCGAUCUGUCAUAAAUUGUGAACUUCUGAAGAGCAUUUAUGAGGUACAAUACACCCAGAGUGUGAAGCAAAGGGACUCCAAAAAGUGGAAAUGCCAAAUUAAGCUCCAAAGUCAACUUCUGAAGGCUGAAGAGACCCCUGAUCGACGGAUAAAACUGUCAUUCCACCCACCUGAUCCUGAGGAAGCUAUGACCGAUGCGAAUGUGUUCGACCUGGUAAUUGCCGCCACAGGUUACGAAAGGAAUGAAUACAAAAGACUAAUGGCCCCAUUGAUGGAUCUUCUGGACGGUCGCCAGAUUACUGUGAAUCGUGAAUAUAACGUGAAUUUUCGUGUUGGUUCUUUGGCUCCUGGAUGCAGUAUCUGGUUGCAGGGAUCUUUCGCAGAUGGAGAAGAUGUAAGCCCCAUUCUCUAA